This is a messenger RNA of Egretta garzetta (little egret), 4254 nucleotides long. It is a transcript of the gene PGAP6, whose product is annotated as post-glycosylphosphatidylinositol attachment to proteins 6. Lineage: Eukaryota; Metazoa; Chordata; Aves; Pelecaniformes; Ardeidae. The transcript is spliced from 12 exons. Bases 431 to 2767 code for a protein of 778 amino acids. Gene Ontology annotation, cellular component: plasma membrane. The record is from RefSeq and is a predicted model, not a curated record.
GUGGUGCUUAGUUGCCAGCCGGGUUAAACCACAACAGCAGCACAUGAAUUUUCAUCGCAUUACGUGUCACAAGAAGGCAGUACGUGUGUCCUGAGCUGGGUAGGAUGGAUAACAUCAGCCCGUGUGCUCAGCAGAGGCAGACAAGGGCACAGUUCUUGCCUGUUGGCUCCAUAAACUGCUGCCGGGGCCCGGAGCACCCCCGCGCUACCCGCACCCAUCUGUUUGCCCCAGGGUUUGCUGCUGCCUACUCCAUCGCCUUUUCUUGGGCCAUCAACUUUCCCUCCUGACCUUUUCCUCCUCAGUGUCUCCAGUGAUCUGUCAUCUUUGGAGCACAUCUCGCAGAGCGUAGUUAUGGCAUCUUUCAGUGCUUUCUAGCUCCGGGUGAUGGUUUUGUAGCAGGGGUGUGGGCGGUUCUGGCUGGAGGAACAACAUGGAUCACCACGUAUCCAGUGGGACUGGGAUGAGAAAUCGGGGGCACAAAGGGCUCCUCUCCAGCAACCGUAAAACUCCUUUGUGCCUCUGUGGGUGGGAGCAACUGGUCUCUCCCUUUCAGAGUCCCUGUAUGUGUCCGAGUACUUCUCCCAGAGCGCACAGAAGCUGUCCUUCUACAGCUGGUAUGGGAACGCCAAGCUCUUCCACUUCCGCGUGCCAGAAGACACCGUGCUGCUUCGCUGGCUCCUGCAAGCAUCCCGGGGGAAAGGACCUGAGUGCACCGACAUGGAGAUCACAGUGUACGCACUUUCGCUAUGGAGCCCCUCCUGUCAUUAAUCCACUGGGCACUCGUUUUCCUGCAAACGCGACCGUCCGUCCUUCCUACAACAUAAGCAUCACCCUGAGCAGCGCUGUGCAAAACACCACCUUUGUGAACGUCACCACCCCGGCUGCCGGAGACUGGUUCAUUGCUGCCCAUCUCCCCGAGGCUGCUGGCAGGAUUGAAGUGAAGGGUUUCUCCACUCCGUGCCCCUAUAUGUUCCAGGCAGAUAUGUUUGUGCUCAGACUCACUGAUAUGCCUGUUCUGGAGCCUGGCGUUGCCGUGCCGCAAACCAUCGUCUCACCUGCUAAGCCGCUGCACGUCAAGGUCUUCGUUCCCAAGCACGCGGCGGGGAUGCGGUUUGAGCUGCGAAGCUGCGUAACAAGUGAGCAGAAGGUGUGCGCCGUGCGGGUAGUGCUGGGCUCCGUCACGCUGCCCCAGUCCUUCCAGAGGAUUGUCACCUGCACGGGGAAUGGGAACUGCAGCCUGGCCCUGGACUCACCGCCCUGGGAGAAGUGGCUGCAGAUCAUGGUGGAGAGUCUGGGCGCUGCCAAUGCCAGCGUGUCGGUGGAGAUGCUGGCUUCUUUCACAGCUUGCAGACCAGGAAGUACCAGUUCAUUCCUGAACUUCAGCAGCCUAAACCAGAGCCAAACUGGCCCCAGACCAGGCGGCGCAGGAGCAGCAGGGAGCUCCGUGCUGCCCACCAGAGAGGCUUCACGCAAUGCGUCCAGCCAGAGGAGCUUCUGUCUGCAGAACCAGCCCGUCGUUCGUGAGGACCUAGAUGUGGUCUCUGUGCGCUACAGGCUCUUGAAUAGUCCCAGCGUGCCUGUGAACUCCCUCUCCCCAACCCUCCUCCUCCUCAACCUGAACACUGGCAUGGACAGCGGGGGUUCCCUCGUGGUCAGUCUCCUGCUUAACAAGACGUCCGUGGGCCUGGCCAAUGCCACUGUGGUGGCCUGUGUGAGUGCUGCUUCACCGGUGCUGUCCCUCAACGCCACGCGGAACUGCAGCACAGCUUUUUUCCAGGGCUACCCUCUGAGCGUGAGCACCUUCUCUGCAGAAGCAACGCUGAUUGUCCUGUACCCCCAGACGGACGACUGGUUCCUCUCCCUGCAGCUCCUCUGCCCGAAGGGCCAGGGUGAAUGUAAUGCUGCGGAAGCCAAAGUGACCAUCUUCGCAUACCUCACCCCCUGCUUCAAUGACUGUGGGCCGUACGGGCAGUGCAGCCUCCUGAGAAGACACGGCUACCUCUAUGCUGGCUGCAGCUGCAAGGCUGGUUGGGGCGGGUGGAGCUGCACAGAUGAUACCAAGGCCCAGUCUGUCAGCGCACAGAACCUGGCCACCCUCCUGCUCACCCUGAGCAACCUCAUGUUCCUGCCAGCAAUAGCGGUUGCUGUUUAUCGCUACUACCUGGUGGAGGCCUCCGUCUACACCUACACCAUGUUCUUCUCCACGUUCUACCACGCGUGUGACCAGCCAGGCAUUGCGGUGAUGUGCAUCAUGGACUACGACACACUACAGUACUGUGACUUCUUGGGCUCUGUGGUGUCCAUCUGGGUGACGAUCCUGUGCAUGUCCCGGGUGAAGAAGAUCCUGAAAUACGUCCUUUUCGUCUUGGGGACCCUGUUAAUUGCCAUGUCCCUGCAGCUGGACCGCAGAGGGGUGUGGAACAUGAUGGGUCCCUGCCUCUUUGCCCUCAUCAUCAUGAUUGCAGCAUGGGUUUACCACGGAGUGAAGCGCAGACACUGCUACCCCUCCUCGUGGAAGCGCUGGGUUUUCUACCUCCUCCCAGGGAUCACCUUGGCUUUCAUUGCUAUCUCAGUAUAUGCAUUCAUGGAAACCAAUGAGAACUAUUACUACACCCACAGCAUCUGGCACGUGCUGGUGGCGUCCAGCGUUGCUUUCCUGCUUCCUCCUCGGGACAAGCAUAAGAAACCCUGGGCCUGGUCACAGAAGCUCACUUGUCGCUAUCAGAUCUGCCAGAAUGACCGUGAGGAGCUUUAUGCUGUGACCUGAAAGCUGCUCGGCUCCUGGUGGCAGAGGCGGAGGGCUGGCCAGGUUGCUGGCCAGGUUGGUCGUUGUCUGGGCCGCCCCUCAAUCGCACAUCAGCUGUCCUCUUGCGUGCUCAUUCACGGGCCGGGAGGGCACAGUAAGGACCAGGUUUAAAGAUGAAGAUGGUGGGCUUGUCUUGUUGAAGGCAAGUUUAAGGCCACCUCUGCUUUUCUGCUGGGAUGGGGCAGACUCUUCAUGGUUCUGGAUCAAGGAAUUAGCCUGUCCCCCACCUCCCCAUGGCCCUGGGGGAAAUUGCCAAUCCUUCUGCUUAGCCCAUGCUGAGCUGGAGCCAGGGCUUUGGCUGCUGGGCUCUUCCCUGUGCACCCUGUCCUAGCAGAGGCCUGGGGAUGGGGGUUUCCCCUGCCGUCCUGCAAUAGGCAUUUGAACCCAAGGAAAGAAUGGGUUUCUUCUGGUCUGGGGGGCAAAUGCUGUUGCAUGCCCUCGGUGCUGAGGGGGAGGGAGGGAGCUGAUCUCAGCGUGUGCUGGGCCCUUGGCUGCCAUCUCCACGGGGGUCUGGAGCCUCUCCCCAUGAAACAGGCAGUGCUGCUCUUACCUAGUCCUGAUUCAGGGGGCAGGGGGGACAAGAAGAAAGGCUGGGACUUGGGCCCUGGAUUCAGGGUGAAAAAAAAACCCUUGUGGGGAUGUGCAAGAAGCAUCAGCACCAUCUCACCCAGAGCUGUGAAACCCACAGCAGUGCAGGGUUUAGUCUAAGUCUAACUUUAGGCCCCUCUUAGUUCAUUGGGAAAGAGCCAGGCUGCUGCACUGUCCCUUUCCUCUCUCAAUGUUCAGGUAUUCACCGUCUUCCUCCCUUUUGGGGGUUCGGCUCUGCCUGGCCAGUGUAAGUGGUCCAAGAUUGUGUCCGAGCUGCGCACCCCCUGCUCCUCCAGCCUGCUGUGCCGGGGAGCCUGGAUGUACUGCAGGGUCGCGGCUGAUCUGGGGCCACCGGCAGGCUCCUGCCCCAGCCAGGAGCACCGCAGGGGGCUCCCCAGGUGGCUACGGGCCCCUUUGCAGCGUCUGUCUCACCUCAGCCUUACUCUAGGGCAUGCAGGCAUCAGAAAGCAAGGGCAGAAACUUGGCAACCAAGCAAGUUGUCUUUGCCCGUCCUUAUUCUAUAGAUAAGGGCUCAACUACACCGUUCCUUGCUGGUUUAUUCCGGCUGUGGUCGGUCUGGUGUGUGCUGCCGGGAACCCAUGCACGGAGCCCCUGGGGUGGCUUUGGGGAGGAAAGAGCUUUUCAUGAAGGAUUUGCCUCCUAGUUUGUAGGAAACAGGGUUAUUUCUUUGCUUUGAAAAGCACCCGGCGUUCUGCUCAGCUCUGCACUUUAUCCCUCUCCCUCCUUUUCCUCUGCCAACUCGGACUUUUUAAGCAAGCGCAGGGCGAGCCAAGGGCUCUCGCCUGCACCCAGCGCCCGCAUCCCCCGUUGUCCCCUGCCUUUCCUUUCGCUGCUGCCGC